Molecule: messenger RNA, 984 nt
Organism: Falco peregrinus (peregrine falcon)
Lineage: Eukaryota; Metazoa; Chordata; Aves; Falconiformes; Falconidae
Gene: PCP4
Product: Purkinje cell protein 4
Exons: 3
Coding region: 123-311 (62 amino acids)
Cellular component (GO): cytoplasm
Molecular function (GO): calmodulin binding; calcium ion binding
Source: RefSeq, a predicted model, not a curated record
GGCUGGCUGGGGCCGGGCCGGGCGCGGGGCGCCGCUUCUUAACGGGCGGCGCGGGGCGGCGGGGAGCGCUGUGCCGGGGGGUGCCGCGAGCUGCGCUGCCGCGAGCCGGGCUGCCGCGCGCCAUGAGCGAGAGACAAGGAACCGGAUCUGCAAAUGGCAAAGACAAGACAUCUGGCGAGAAUGAUGGGCAGAAGAAGGUUCAAGAGGAAUUUGACAUAGACAUGGAUGCGCCAGAAACAGAGCGGGCGGCUGUGGCGAUACAGUCCCAGUUCAGAAAGUUCCAGAAGAAAAAAGCGGGGUCCCAGUCUUAGUAGCUACCUCACAGCUUACAACAAAGUAAUCCUGAAAUGAUUUAUCAAGAUCAGAAAUAACACAAAGAUGCAUGUACAGAAAUUAUCAGUAUUUAAAACCCCAUUGGCAGAUAACAAACCAUGAGCUUGUGUGUGACUUCAUCCCAGAUGUUUCACGCCCAUUAUCCUCUGUAACUCACCAUUCUACGCGAUGUUGUAAUAAAAAGUUAGGGUGAAGUAAUUAAAGUGUCUGCCUUCAUCUGUCUUUUCAUAUUAAUCCAGCAACCACAGCGUUACAAAUGUACCCAGCCCAGAUGCCUGUUUUCCUCUUCACGUAAAGCUUGCAGACAUAACAGCACCGUAUGUUACAAAGUUUUUGCUGAGGGAUCAGAGCAUGCAUCUCAGCACUGCUUACCUCAUUUGGAGAAUUCCAACUGCCAGCCAAAUGUAACAAUAAAAUUACUUUCUCAUAAUGAGCUGGAAGUAAAAAGUUGCAGACAGAAGCUGGCAUGAGGGGGAGAGGUGUAGGAAACAGUGAGCAGUUUAUUUUUGUCCUGCAAUUAUGCCAGUGAAGUGGCUUAACUGAGGAAAUUGUCCCUGUCCUUCCUCUUUGCAUGAUAAUGCUCAGAAUUACCAGAUUGGACCACAUUGACUUUUUGUUACAUGGAAAAAAUAAGAAAUCAGACGCAAAAUA